Messenger RNA from Zootoca vivipara (common lizard), 9046 nucleotides. RefSeq names its product protein phosphatase 1 regulatory subunit 37 (gene PPP1R37). Gene Ontology annotation, molecular function: protein binding. Lineage: Eukaryota; Metazoa; Chordata; Lepidosauria; Squamata; Lacertidae. The record is from RefSeq and is a predicted model, not a curated record.
GGGCAAGGUUGGCUGCGUUUUUUAAAAAACAACCACCGCCGUCCGCCGGUCCACCAAUCCGAGCGCCGGAAACGGGGGCACGUGACCCUGUCGGCUCCGAGCGUGAGGUGGGUGUUUUGCCAGAGGAGCUGCCGCCGCUGAGGGAGACGAAGGUAGAGCCGCCACUGCCGCUGGGUAGCCGAGGGAGGGAGAAACCCCGCGCGGAGGCUCCUGUGAGCGCGGAGGCUGUUCCACCCGCACGCGUGGAAAGGGCCUCGGCGGAUGCGCAGGCCGCUGGCGUACUCGCUGCUGGCGGCGGCGGCGAAAGAAGACGACGACGAAGACGAGGAGGCUUCUCUCGGGUCCGUCCCUGGCUGAAGCGGCGGCGGCGCGGGAGGGGGCCGCUCGCUCGGGACGGGCCUCUCUCUCUCGCGCGCCUUUGCUCUCCCUCCUCAGCCUCGCCGGGUGCGUAUUUGCCUCGGCUCAGGCAGCCCCGCCAGCCCUCUCCUCUUCCCCUUUCUGUCUGACCCAGCCACCACCAAAGCCCUGAGCCAGAGGAUCAGCAAAGGCCCUCUUACCCCUCAGCAACUGACGAAGAGCCUUUCUACGACUUUCCAUCACUAAUCACGGUUUAUCUAUCCCACCCCAUAGCCUGGAUAUCUUGAUAGGCAUCGCCUUUCCUCCAAAAGGAUAUCGUUUAUGUAUACUUUUGCCAUCUCCCCCAGCACACGCACACUGAAAAAGAGAGCGGGCACUCACCUUGUUCCUUUUAAACGCUUGGCAGAGAGUCCCUACUUACCCGUGAGGCAUUAAUUGCUCUCUGGUUCUUACCACGCAUACCCAGGCACACGUUUCUGUAAAAGCAGGGCAGCUGCGAGGUUUAUUUCCCUCUGCAGCUUGACACUAGUCCUUUUAGCCUUCUUCUGCCAGCUAUUCCCGUUUAUGCUGCAGGUGUUUUUAGUCUACACGUACAUAAGCCUCCCACACUACUCAGACAGGACUAUUUCCUGUUACGAUAACUCUUGCUUUCUCAAGGAACGUGUGCAUUUCUUUUCCUGGGCCUCUGGAGCAGACGUUGGCCCCAUUUUGUUUCUUUUCUGUUGGACCUCUUUCUAUUCUGCAGGUGUUAGUUCCAAUCAGUCCUUCUUCAACCAGUAUACUAACACUCCAUUGUUUAUCCCUACUGGGUAAAAACGUAACAGGCAAGGGAGCAUUCAACAUUUUCCCGACCAGCAAAAUAUUUCCGUGCCCUGCCAAAUCUUUGCAGAAAUUGACCCAAGCCCAGUUAAAGUAGUGCCCUUUUUGUCUUGCUCUCAUAGCAAUCGCUUUCCUCCAACCCUAAGUAAAUGUUCUUUUUUUUUAGUUCCAAAAAGGCAGGGGUCCUCCCUGCAUCCUCCUCCAGUUGAUCCCAUUCAUCAUUCAUGGUCUCAUUGCACCCUUGUUGGGAGGAAAGGGUCUGGAGACCUUGGGAGCCUUUUCUUGCCAGGUGAGGGAAGGUGAAAAAGAGACAGGAGGUGACCCCUCAGUAAUGACUCCAUGAGAAGGGAAGAAGGAGAGCUCUCCCUGACAGAAACCUAUCACGCUUGCCUGGCCAUGGAGUGUGUACAAGUCUCCCCCAUGCAGCAGCAACAAGGGAAAGCUGCUGAGGGGGACCACCUCAUGCUGCUGCUGCCACCUCCUGCUGUGCAGAAGGAAGAGGAGGGUCUGCUAAGGGCUUCUGAUCCUUGGGCUGUCUCUCGAGUGGACGGCAGUCAAGGUGGGACAAAACUUCAAGAGGCUUUGGACUUUUCAGCACAUCUUCAGAAUACAGAAAACCUCACGCACAGCCCUCCCACGCUAGGGAGCCAUCCUGGCAGAGAGAUGGUGGGCAAUUCUACUGCAUGUUCUUCAAAGGAAGAUUUGAAAGAUACAGAGCACUGUGAUUUGGCAGACGAGCAGUUGCAGCCAUCGGGGAAAGAGACUUUGAGCCAUCCACUACAGGAAGAGUUGCUGGGAAAUAAGGUGGCCUGUAAUAAUCCUCCUUUGGUCACAGCUGCCGGAGAAUGCCUUACGGUUGCUGAAAAAUGUUCUCAACAGAACAACUGUUUGCAGGAAAAAUUGGACUCCUCUUCCCAGAACUGUUGUUUAGGCUUGGAAGCAACAAGUGGAGAGAGUCCAGAAGAUGACCAAACAAGCCAUGGUUCUCUGUCUGCUGAUGAUGGGAAACUGAAACCUGGUGCAAAACAUGUCACAUUUCCUUCCGAUGAAGACAUUGUGUCUGGGGCUGUGGAACCCAAAGAUCCUUGGCGUCAUGCUCAGAAUGUGACUGUGGAAGAAAUUAUCACCGCCUACAAGCAAGCCUGUCAGAAGUUAAACUGUAAACAGAUACCCAAACUACUGAAGCAGAUCCAGGAAUAUAAAGACUUGACUCCCAGGAUAGAGUGCUUGGAUCUGAAAGGCGAGAAGUUAGACUACAAGGCUUGUGAGGCCCUGGAAGAGAUUUUUAAGCGCCUCCAGUUCAAAAUAGUGGAUUUGGAGCAAACGAACCUAGAUGAAGAUGGUGCCUCGGCGCUGUUUGAUAUGAUUGAAUACUAUGAGUCAGCCACACACCUCAACAUCUCAUUUAACAAACACAUCGGCACACGAGGUUGGCAGGCGGCUGCGCACAUGAUGAGGAAGACAAACUGCCUCCAGUACUUGGAUGCCCGCAACACACCUCUGCUCGAUCACUCGGCACCGUUUGUGGCGCGCGCCUUGCGCAUCAGCAACAGCCUUACUGUGCUGCACCUGGAGAACGCGAGCCUGUCGGGGCGGCCCCUUAUGUUGCUAGCAACCGCUCUUAAAAUGAACAUGAAUUUACGGGAGCUUUACCUGGCUGACAACAAGCUGAACAGCCUCCAGGACUCUGCUCAGCUGGGCAACCUCUUGAAGUUCAACUGUUUCAUACAGAUUCUGGACCUGAGGAACAACCACAUCCUGGACUCAGGCCUGGCAUACAUCUGCGAGGGGCUGAAGGAGCAGCGGAAAGGCCUCGUCACCCUGGUGCUGUGGAACAACCAGCUGACUCACACUGGCAUGGCUUACAUGGGGAUGACGCUGCCUCACACCCAGAGCCUGGAGACCCUGAAUCUGGGACACAACCCCAUUGGCAAUGAAGGUGUCCGCAACCUGAAGAACGGGCUCAUCAGCAACCGCUCAGUGCUGAGGUUGGGAUUGGCAUCGACCAAGCUGACGUGUGAGGGCGCUGUGGCAGUGGCAGAAUUCAUUGCGGAGAGUCCCCGGCUACUUCGGCUGGACCUUCGGGAGAACGAAAUCAAGACCGGAGGGUUGAUGGCCUUGUCUUUAGCCCUGAAAGUCAAUCACUCGCUGCUCAGGCUGGACCUCGACAGGGAGCCCAAAAAGGAAUCGGUGAAGAGCUUUAUCGAGACGCAGAAGGCCCUCUUGACGGAGAUCCAGAACGGCUGCAAGCGCAACUUUGUCCUUGCCAAAGAGAAGGAGGAGAAGGAGCAGCAGCUCCAGCAGUCGGCCUCCAUGCCCGAAAUCACCAUCACGGAGCCCCUUGAGGAGGGGGCGGUGGAGGACGAGGGGCAGAACGGUGACAUGGCGCCCAUGCCGGAAGAGGGGGAGGAAAUCAGGGAGGCACCGCCCUCCCAGGAGAACGGGGCGGCCGACAAGAGAGCUAGUGGCAACGACGAGUCCUCAGACUCCGAUUCGGACACAGACGAAGAAGAGGAUGAAAAGCUGGUGAUGAAGGCUCUCCCGACAUCACCUCAGAAGCUCAGCAGCCCUGAUCACGCGGGUGACUUGCCCAAGCCACCUUCCCCCUCAAAGACCAGCGGUGCCCUUAGCCCCGAAAGCAGAGUGCUGCCCCCCUUGAACACCACAGAAGAAAUAAAAUGUGAAUCUCGAUUGGGAGUCACCAGUGGGCCUCCAGCCCAGGCCAGCUCUCCCGGGAAUGAGAGGAGGAUUGCGGUCUCCAGCCCUGGGCGAGGCCACAAAAUAUUUGUUGUUACGCGGGUGGAGAGCCUGCCGGAGAAGGCAGUGCCAGAGGGUGCUGAUACGCGGCAAGAGGGGAGCCCUCUUCCUCCACGGGCUUCUCCGCCAAAGCCGAGCGACCCUCCAGUCCCGCAGGCUCAGCCAGCAAAGACUGAAUGCUCAGAUGGACAAGCGACAGAGGCUGUUCCCAAGCGGGCGGCUGGCUCAGAAACCUCUCCCUCCACACCAAGCCCUGUUUUGGGGGCAGAAAAGAUGAACUCUGGGCCGUGUGAGAGCGGUGUUCACAGCUCUCUGCUGCCUAACGGACUAAGGAUGGAGUUUGUUCAUGCACUACCAGAUGCUCCCUCAGGGCAUGAUGGGAAAAUGGACAGUUGCUCUGUAGAACAUGAGCUAAACUGUUCCAAGAACGAGAAGGAGCUGGAGGAAUUACUCUUGGAAGCAAGCCUAGAGAUGGGACAGGAGCCAAUGUGACACUUUAGUUCUGGGCCAUUCUGCAUCCAAUGGGGUCUCUUUGGGGAAGCGCCUGCCUAGCUUUACCUCCACCCUUCACCAUGUGAUUCUGAAAACAACAACACCGCCCCCCUGACUGCCACACAGAGGCAACAUGACAAGCGCCACCUGUCCCAACGGCAUCCAUUUCCAACUGUGACCCUUUCCCCUGCCGCUACCCCCUUAUUCUCAUUAUCGAAGUCUUCCCUCUGAUAAAAGAUGUUCUGCUUGGAGGGGGGUCGGGAUUCAGGAAACAGAAGAGCCAAGGAGACCUUGACCCAAGAGAAAAGCUUCCUUCAGGGUGAACUCUUGACAUCUUUUGCUGCUUUUUGUGUCUCCCUGGAACUCUUGCCGGGGGGAGGAACUCAGCAAUGUUUUUGUUUCAUUUUUCCUUUUGCAAGGGGAUGCCCCUUGCAAGUGAUUUCACAAGGCAGAGGCUGGUUUGCGGACUCGGAUCGUUGGCACCGCCUCUCUCCAGUCUAACUGGGAAACUUUAAAAGGAAAAGGGCAAACACUACAGAUGAACAGGGCCCUGUGUGUUUGCUUUGUGUGUGUCGCGAGCACCGCAGGUCCCAGUAGGUCCAGUUUUCCAUGAAUGCUUCGAGAGGAGCAGGCCUCUCCUGGGUCCCGCUGGCUGAGAGCGUCAUAAUGCUGUAGCUCCCUUGCCAAGCAAGACUAUUGAGGCUGUUUAAUCCACAGCACAGACUACUAUUUAUUUUUAUUUUUCAGUUUCUCUUUCCCCACCCACCGCCCUCCCUUAGUUGCGUCUCCUUGUUUGUUUGUCUUUUCUUCGGUGUCUGUUGAACAGAAUGGGAACAGUUUUUCCUCCCACCUUUUAACCUCCAACCACCUUAAGAAAAGGAAAAGGAAAAGGUUCUGCUUCCUCCCAAUUUGCAGAGUGCACCGAAUCAGGAAGCCACCAAGAAGCUGAUUUUCCCUGGUGAAGUUGUUUGCAGCAAGCAGAGAGAGAGAGAGCGCGCACCCGUGUGUGUGUGUGUGUGUGUGUGUGUGUGUGUGUGUGUGAGUGAUGUGAUGCCUUUUUGUGCAUUGAUGGGCAACGUUUGCUCAUUGCCCACUAAUAAGAGGACUGCCGUGGCUUCGACUGAUCCGGGUUCUCCUGGCCUUCAGUGGAGAGAAUGAGGCAAACUCCUUGCAUCUCUCCUAGCAAGAUUUGUUCUUCAAGCCAUACCAUGCCGAACUUUUGGACGAUGUGGAUGAUACUGUGUAUGGCUUGACUGUUGAAGUAGCGAAUAUUUUAACUGACCGUUAAACUUCGUAAAUGGCACGUGUGCACCGUGAGAGACACGCCCCACCCCGUUUUGUUCACCCCAUGCGAUAAAACUGAUGUGAGAAACUUCUUAGGAUGCUGCUGAUUUUUUGGGCAGUUUUCAUCUUUUAUUGUUACUUUAUUCUUCAAAAAGUUGUAGGCUUUCCCACAGUUCUUGUGCGUACAUCGGCUGUGGACAAGGACCCAGGUGCAGUGAUGAUAGAGUGUUACCUGGCUAUCACCAGGGCCUUUCAGGGUCCAAAAUCACUACUUUUGCAGAAGAAGGUUGAAUCCCUGACAGCAGCACCCCAUCCCACCCCCUGGAACUUCGAUUUCCUUGAGAAAAGGGGGUAAACACACCACCAGUUGAAACGUGAACUGCUCUCCCAAGUUUUGCUCCACAGAGGAAAUGCUCCAGGCUUUGUGGGUCUCCUGGCUGGCCGUUCUGCACCGAAAGGGGAGGGGAGGAGGUGGGUUGCUGCAGAAAGUGUAUUGCUAGAGAGUGGGUGGCGGUUGAUUAUUUCUCAGGGAAGGACUUUUUGCAGCCAAAAAAUACCUCCCCCUGCCCCCCUCCCGGUGGUGCAUUGAGACCCAGUGGAAGAGAUCCCAAAGGCUAUUUACGGGAAGCUCCACAAAAACCAGGCUCAAAUGGCCUCAAAGAUUAGCCCUGAUAGGCAAGGUCUUCCUCCAAAAGAAAAGAGAAGAAGCUUGCCCGCCGAGAUGGGAAACCAGGACUGACGAGAGGCGGGGCAACCAGCCCCCCUUGCAUGGGGAAGUCCGUGUUGUAGGGUGACAGGUGUAAAAACAAGUGGCCAUCUUUUUUUGUUUUGAGCCUAGGUGCGGUGGGAAGAAUAAGCCCUCUCUUUGGGUCCUUAAAUUCUUUUCUCACGGAAUCCCACUGGGAUCGCUCAACUCUAACCCCAGUUGCUAGCAGGAAAGGAAGAAAAAGAAACACGCUUCCCCCCCCCCCCAAGCGAUGGACUGCUUUCCUCCUGUUGACACGAAACGAAAUCUCCGCAGGAGAUUUGCGGUACUAACCCCGAAGCUGAAGCGAAAACGAAAAGGAAUCUCUCUUUUUUUGUAUAGACUUAGCAGAGGAACCGUUUUCCCCACCACAACACCCCCUAAAAGUGUGGGGUGGGGGGAGGGUGGCAGCUGUUGGGUAGACAUAGAACUUAAUGCUUUUUACUUUAUUAUUAUUUUUCUUAAGUGCAAUAAAAAUCUUAUCAGGGAGCUUGAAGGGCACUUUUGCUGCAUGGAAAUUCAGGCUGGAGAGGCAGGAGGGAGAAAAACAAAAACUUGGUGUGCCCACCAUCUGCUUGACCAUGAUUCUUUUUCUCUCACACACACCCCGACACACAGAAACACAUGGAGUUUUUGCUGCGUUAACACUACAUUUACAGAAAAGAAGAUGGCACCAGUUUGAUUUUGUGUUCCUUUUCCUCCCCCAGUUUUAUUUUUGCUAAAGUUUGUCAUUCCUUUCUGUUUUUUUUGUUUGUGUGUGUGUGUGUGUGGAGUUUUAUUUUUGUUGAAACUGUCUUCUAUUAAAUGAAAAGCUGCAUUCAUCACGUGGCUUCUCUCAGUCUCUUUUGGGAAAGGGGGUCCAAAGCACAAUCUCCGUUCUUGCCCCAUGUCGCAGUCACGUUUUGCCAGCAAAACAGGCGCCAAAUAAGCGGUGUUGUGAAUCGAAAAGUGUGCCGAGGCUGGGUUGGGUCUCUGCACAACAUCCUCCUUAUUUAUGUAUUGCCGUUGGGUGACAAUGUGAUUUUACAGAGUGGCGUAAGCAAAAAAAAAAAAAAAGUGGUCUGAGCCCUCAAAAAUCUUCCAGCAUAAUUUAUCAAUGGGAGAGGAAGCAAAGGAAGGGAGAGGAAGGGAAAGGAAUUGUGCAUACUGGGAUUUUAUUUUGGUGUGGAACGAGAGGACUCUGCAGGUUAAACUAUGAGCAUCAGGAGAAACUCUGUUUUUUUGUCUCUGGCUUUCCCAAAAGCUUGGAGAGACACUGCAUUUUCAUCGCCUGGCUGCACAACAGCUUUGCUGGUUCUCCCUCCACCCAACUGCGUUACGCAGCCACAUUCAUCCUUGAACUUUUGCUUCCAAGCCUAUCGGGCAAUGCAGUUGCUUGUUUUUUUGCUUGUUAGCGUUUGGUUGCUUCAUGGGCAAAUAGGUCUGAGAAGAGAUUAGGGAUUGGAGCAAUGGGUCUUGAUCCUUUGCAAAGGAAUUGAUGCCUCUGAAGCUGGGGAGGCAUUGUGCACUUACGCAGCUCCAAGGGAAGGAAGUAAAGGGGGGGGGUGCUUACUUGCCGGAGGAGAGACGCCAGGAAAGCAGUAUGAGGAAGAGAUCAGCAGGCAAGGUGUAGAGCUUUCCUACAGAAACCUUCCUUCCCUUUCUAAUAAAAGCAAUAAUCUACUGGACUAGCACCCUCUGGUGUGAGAAGGUGGAACUGUCAGGAAGCCAAAGGAAAAGAUGGCAGAGUGAAUUCCUCGUGACGUAGUAAUAUAUGCGAGCUUAAGUUUUUUUCCCUUUUAAACCCCUCUGAAACUUCUUCCUGCCAUCAGAAAGGUGGGGUCUUGUUCAUGUGCUUAUCUCUGAUGCAUGUUUUAAAAGUGCAUUCUUAAAUAAACAAGCCCUGUUUCAUUGUUUAUUUUUUGUAAACCCUCCCCCCACAAAAAAGGAAAAUAUUGACACUGCCUGGAUAGCUCAGUUGGUUAGAGUGUGGCGAUGAUAACUCCAGGAUUGCAGGUUUGAUCCCCGUAUGGCUCAGCUGUGUAUUUCUGCAUUGCAGGGGGUUGGACGAGAUGAUCCUUGAGGGCCCAACUCCACAAUUACAGGGCCUAGAAAUAUACCUGGACUACUGCAGGAGUAAGGACUCAAAACAUUGCUUAGCUGGAGCAGAGCAAGAUUCAUCAGCUCCAACUAUUCUGUGUCCAGGAGCUCGGGGUAUACAAGAGUCCUGUAUCUCCAGCACACCAAAAGCCCAUAUGGUCCAACGUCAUGUUCUCACAGUGACCAAAUGCCCCAAUGGGAAGCAGGACCCAGUCAGGACCUGAGUGCCACAGUGCCCCACUCUGCAAUUGCGAUUCUUCAGCAACUGGCAUUCAGAGGUGUACUUCCCUCUGAAUACUGUUGGAGGCAGAGCAUAGCCACCCUGGCUGGUAGCCAUCGAUAGCCUUGCCCUCCAUGAAUUUGUCAAAAUCCUCUUUAAAGCCACCGAAGCUGGAGGCUGCCACUACAUCUUACGGGAGCAAAUUUCAUAGUAUUAACCAAGUGCUGCGUGAGAAAGUUCAUUUGUUCACCUGCCCCCAGCCUUCAUGGAACACGAGACAAACUUGUGGGUUU